GCUAAAAGAGGGAGGGAGGGAGGGAGGGAGAGGUCGUUUCCCGCAAUUAAACGGCCACCGGAGAGGGAUCUCUUUAAUUAUCCGAAACUAAGAAAUAGGAAGGGAGAAAAGGUUCGGCAAUUCUACCCAACACCUGUUAGAUCUUCCCUUCUCUUUCGGUCCGCCUCCCGCUUCGCCGUUUCUAUCCUUUCCGCCCGCCUUCUCCUGCCCCUGAUCGAGUUAGGGUUUUUGUUCUCUUCUCCCCUCGCCCCCUUCCCUUGAAUCCGGCUCCUGCCCCGCGCCUUGUCGAUCCGAUCCCUGUGAUGGUGGUUUGGGCCGCCCUCCUGCUCCGACCCGCCUCGUAGGGGCUUGACCCCUUCGCGAUCGGGGGAUGGAGACCACGAGCAAUCGGCGGGCACCGGGAGCUGUCGCUGGAGAAUGAGGGGCCGGCGCCGAUCUUCUAGCGGGAGCGGGGUGAUGGAUCUGGGCUUCGCGGAGACCCCCGCCGUGGCUUGCAGGUGCCGCCUGCGAUCUGCCUCUGACUCCUUCUCCGUCGCGUCCGAGGCGUUUUCUGAGAAGGCUGCUACUGUCUCUGUCGGAUCUCCUCAAGGCGCCUAAGAUAGUUCCUUUUCUCUUUCCUUCCCUUCCUUCUUUUUUCCUUUGCUGUUUUUGUUCUCGUCGUCGUCGUCGUCGUCGUCGUCGUCGUUACAAAUGGGACCGGCAUCCAUCAAUGGAUUCCCGUUAGAACUUGGGGUCCGAGGCGUUGGUGGCGGCACGUUGGAUGCCGAGUGCGUGGAGGUUAAUCCCAACGGACGCUAUAUUCGUUAUAAAGAGAUUUUGGGGAGAGGAGCGUUCAAGACUGUGUAUAAAGCAUUUGAUGAGAUUGAUGGGAUAGAAGUUGCAUGGAACCAGGUGUGCCUCGAUGAAGUGUUGCAAUCUCCAGACAACCUGGAACGGUUGUAUUCUGAAGUUUAUCUGCUCAAGUCCUUAAUGCAUGAGAAUAUCAUCAAAUUUUAUGAUUCAUGGGUUGAUCAUCAAAAUAAGACCAUAAACAUCAUUACCGAGCUUUUCACUUCCGGAAGUCUAAGGCAAUAUCGUAAGAAGCAUAAGCAUGUUGACAUGAAGGCAAUCAAAAGCUGGGCAAGGCAAAUUCUUCGAGGUUUGGAGUAUCUUCACAAUCACAAGCCUCCUAUUCUUCAUCGAGAUCUGAAAUGUGAUAACAUCUUCGUGAAUGGCAAUCAUGGAGAAGUUAAAAUCGGCGAUCUUGGGUUGGCAAUUGUCAUGCAACAACCUAGAGCUCGAAGUGUUAUUGGUACCCCUGAGUUUAUGGCCCCAGAGCUUUAUGAGGAGGAGUAUGAUGAAUUAGUUGACAUUUAUUCUUUUGGAAUGUGCAUGUUGGAGAUGAUUACACUUGAAUACCCAUACAGUGAAUGCAAAAAUCCAGCUCAGAUUUAUAAGAAAGUCACCUCUGGAAUAAAACCUGCUGCACUUGCUAAAGUAAAAGAUCCUCAAGCACGGCAGUUUAUUGAGAAGUGCUUGGUUUCUGCUGCUAAGAGAUUGCCUGCCAAGGAGCUCUUGAAAGAUCCAUUUCUUCAAAUAAAUAGCACAAAGGAACCUCCUACAGAUCCUAUUCAUGUGCCCAACAAUAUACAGAAUAUGGAUAAUCCAAUUUCAAGGCCUCUAUCUAUGGAAAUUGAUUCUGAUUACAAGUCAAUUCCAACUAGUACUUGCACUGAGAACUUUAAUCUAACAGCACUUACCCCGGCGCUGGAAUUCCAAAGAACAAAUCGAAAUAACGAAUUUAAAUUGAAAGGAGAGAAAAUUGAUGACAAUUCUGUCUCAUUAAUCUUGCGUAUUGCAGACACAUACGGUAGGGUGAAGAACAUACAUUUCCUCUUUUACUUGGAUUCGGACACAGCACUUGCAGUGGCUGCAGAAAUGGUGGAGCAGCUAGAUCUGUCUGAUUAUGAUGUUGUCUUCAUAGCUGAUUUUAUUGAUUUUUUGAUCAUGAAAUUCGUACCUGGUUGGAUACCUUCUACCAAUCAUUCUUCUAGUGAGAACAUCAGCCCAUGCAAGCGGUAUGAUGCUUAUGACAAUAAUGAACUUCACUCUGAGUGUCCUUCAAAUACACUAAAGUCGAGUGCUGACUCUGGGAGAAGCUAUGACCAUGCUGAGUUAUCUCAGUUAAACUUGGGAAUCUCAGGACAACUUGCAGAAGUUGAUGAUGGAAUAUCAUACAAGAAGAUGUAUGAGGCAAUGGCAACUGCUGGUUGUAAUUUAUUAUGGAGUGGGGUUGAUGGAGCAGAUAAAGGUUCUCAUAUGUCAGCUAAUUCAGUUGUUUCUGGAAUUACAAAAAGCUUAAGUGAAUAUACUACUGAUGUUGAUUCUAAAGGAGAUAGAGGUGUUGGGGAAAUUGCUGAGGAACUUCCUUUGAGUGGCAAUGUGAAUAAUUUGGAACCUUCUAUAUAUCAUGUAGGUGAACAUCAUAGUAGUUCGUAUCUAUUGAAGGCCUCUUCUUCACUGUCCCUGACGGAUAAAGAUCAAUGUGAAUUGAGGGCGGAGCUUGAUUUGAUUGAAGCUCAAUACCAACGUUGUUUUUAUGAGCUAUCAAGGAUGCGAGAGGAGGCAAUGGAGAAUGCUAGGAAGAGAUGGUUUGCAAGGAAGAGUGGUGGUUAAUUGUAUCCUACUCUUCCUAUUUAUCUCAAACUUAAUCUUUUUCUAUUUUGGUAGGGGUUUUCCUAUGGAAUAUGAUGGCUACCUUGUCCAAGGAACUUAUGGCAACAUUUAGUGUUAGUAUGUGAUUUUUUA
Musa acuminata AAA Group (dessert banana) is the source of this 2787-nucleotide messenger RNA. Its product is annotated as probable serine/threonine-protein kinase WNK4. NCBI's taxonomy places the organism in Eukaryota, Viridiplantae, Streptophyta, Magnoliopsida, Zingiberales, Musaceae. Gene Ontology annotation, molecular function: protein serine/threonine kinase activity; ATP binding. Gene Ontology annotation, cellular component: cytoplasm. The transcript is spliced from 7 exons. The record is from RefSeq and is a predicted model, not a curated record. Gene Ontology annotation, biological process: intracellular signal transduction; protein phosphorylation. The coding region runs from base 691 to 2655 and encodes 654 amino acids.